Messenger RNA from Ctenopharyngodon idella (grass carp), 4554 nucleotides. It is a transcript of the gene slc39a14, whose product is annotated as solute carrier family 39 member 14. Gene Ontology annotation, cellular component: membrane. Gene Ontology annotation, biological process: intracellular zinc ion homeostasis; zinc ion import across plasma membrane. Gene Ontology annotation, molecular function: zinc ion transmembrane transporter activity. The transcript has 9 exons. NCBI's taxonomy places the organism in Eukaryota, Metazoa, Chordata, Actinopteri, Cypriniformes, Xenocyprididae. Bases 217 to 1701 code for a protein of 494 amino acids. The record is from RefSeq and is a predicted model, not a curated record.
UAGUGACGUCAUCUCCCCCCGCCCUGUGUGUCAGUUCCACGCUGCUGUCUUGAAUGGGUCAAGACUGAAAAGAAAAAAAAAAAACCGUCCGGCCUCUCGCUUUUAAACGGGUUACCCCUAUGUCCCUACGUACAUUCUGUAACGGACAACAGACCUGUCACGCGCCGACAGAUCAGAAAAUCUUAAAUUUGAGCUCACCGUGUUGCUGGUAGAGUCAUGACCCUGAGACAAGCCAAUGGCUGCAAACAGCUGACCUUGACCAUUAGCCUGACCCUGACUCUAGGCCUGCUGCAAUGGCCAAUAGGAGAUGUUAGUGGUCAGGAUGGACUGUCUCCUGCUCAAGUCCUUCAGGAGCUGCUGACACGCUAUGGUGACAACACCAGCAUCUCUGUCCCUCAGCUUCGAUCGCUCCUCAUUCGGUUAAAUGGAGGGCAGAGUGGAGAACAUGACGCACAAACACAGCCCACCAAAACCAAUGCAUCUAAGUGCUUGGCUGCAGACACUCUGGCAGCGUAUGGGAUGAGCGAACAGUCUCGUAUAGAUGAACGAGGCCUGCAGGAGAUCUGCCCUACCAUGAUACAGCAGUUGGACUCACAAGCAUGCAAGACCCAACAGGACCAAGAGUCCGAGACCAGCCCCAGACCCACUUACGCUGAGGUUUGGGGGUAUGGUUUCCUGUGUGUGACAGUGAUAUCUCUGUGUUCACUGGUCGGGGCGAGUGUGGUUCCCUUCAUGAGGAAAACCUUUUACAAGCGGUUGCUGCUGUACUUCAUAGCCCUGGCCAUUGGUACUCUGUACUCCAACGCCCUCUUUCAACUAAUCCCAGAGGCCUUUGGAUUUGACCCUAUGGAGGAUUAUUAUGUGCCCAAGUCCGCUGUUGUGUUUGGAGGAUUCUACCUGUUCUUUUUUACAGAGAAAGUCCUGAAGAUGAUCUUAAAGCCAAAGGACAAGGGAGGGCAUGGACACGGACACAGUCACUUCCCUGCAGAGCGCUAUGCCAACUCCAAUGGCGACUUGGAGGAUGGUGUGAUGGAGAAACUGCAGAAUGGAGAGGCUGGAGGAGCAUCUUUACCCAGAGUGGAAGGAGAUGUUAGAGGGGUUGGAGAAGAUGACAAGAUGCUGAGCACUGGGCAGACUGUACAGGACGCUCAGAGUUCAGGUGGUGCUGGAACGGGUGGAUGUUAUUGGCUGAAAGGCAGGGCAUACUCUGACAUCGGUACUCUGGCGUGGAUGAUCACUUUGAGCGACGGUCUCCAUAAUUUCAUAGAUGGUUUGGCUAUCGGAGCCUCCUUCACUGCUUCUGUGUUCCAGGGCAUCAGUACAUCAGUGGCAAUUCUGUGUGAGGAGUUUCCACAUGAGUUGGGUGAUUUUGUAAUCCUGCUAAACGCUGGCAUGAGCAUCCAGCAGGCGCUGUUCUUUAACUUCCUGUCAGCGUGCUGCUGUUAUCUGGGCAUGGGCUUCGGCAUCCUGGCUGGGAACAACUUCUCUCCUAACUGGAUCUUUGCUCUAGCCGGGGGCAUGUUCCUCUACAUUGCACUGGCUGAUAUGUUUCCAGAGAUGAACGAGGUGAGUCGUGAAGAAGAGGAGGCCGGAGGAAGUGGCUCUCUGGUCACUUUCGCCAUCCAGAACGCAGGACUGCUCACAGGAUUUGCUAUCAUGCUUCUACUUACCAUCUACUCUGGACAGAUACAGCUUGGAUAGCAGAGGACUUAAACACAAACUCAGACCCUGAGGGACUAACUCAGCACCUGGACUUAAACCUGAGACCUACUGGAACCUCCAGACUUAAAUAUGAGCCAGCUGUGCUGGCUUGUUUUAAAAUGUUUGCCCAGCUGGACUAGGUCAUGAUGACAUAAAUUGAAAUCUUAUGGGCACAAACCCUGGACUGUUUGAAUGAAGCUAGAAUUAACUGACUUGUGAAUUUUGCUUUAAAUUCAUCCAAAACCCAGACCUAUGGAUGGAUGCUUUACCAUUCAUCUAGUUUAGGCCUUCUCUCGUUCUUUUGUCUCAAAGCUUUAGGACACAAUGUCCCUGUACUGAGUGGAUUCCAGUACCCUAACAUGUACAUCUGGGUAAUUUUGUAUUGAUUUCUAUGUUCUAAUGUUAAUUUUUUUUCAACAAAAAGUCUCUUUCUUUCGGAGACAGAGCACCUUUGUAUUCCCGACCAUGAGGAUUAGAGUAUUGUCCACUGACUGACAUGUAACAGAUGGGAUAAAACUUGACUCAUUUUAAUGACAUUUGGUCAAAUGCAGGUUGUUUCUGAUGCUUCAAACCAAAUGGUUUUGUUUAUUCAAUAGAAAAAAAUAAACAACGAAAAAGUAAAAAUGCUUAGGGACAAGAUAUAUAGAUGCUAUAUAGACUAGUUAGUUGGCACUCAUAAUUCUACUGAACUGAACGUCACGUAGGUCACUUUAAUCAAAGGUUACUCUGCACUGUUGCAUAAGUAGCUUUUAGUUUAAAUACAAAGCAGUGUCUGUUCACAAAUUUAUCCGUACUUAGUUUCUCCCCUCAACGUCAUUCCAUAAUAGCAAGCAAAAAGCUUGAAACACUAAGGAUUCAUUUGUUAUUGAUUUUUUUUUUUUACUACUAUAAGAAAUAAGCAGAGACCAAGUUUCUUUGAGAGAAAUCUCCUCCAACUUUUCUUUCCAUUUAUAUGACCAGAAUAAUUGGUGCACAUUUUUAUUGUACCCUCCUCUCAACCUUGCAUAUUAAUUGACAGACAGAAAAAAGAUCACACCGACUUCAGUUUAUAAUUGCUCUCAAUUUAUCAUGAUGCUGGUUAUUAUUUAUUAGAUAAUAAAUACUCUUUAAUAAUAUUUUCCACAUCCUUUCAUUUAAUAUGAAUGCAGUACUCUUCAUAUUUUAAGAAAUAAUUAGGAAAUGCAAGCAAAAUGUGUGCAUAAAGGUGGUGUCGUAGUGACUCUACAAUAAUACGAUCAUUCCUUAUAACUUUCUGGUCGAACCUUACGAUACGGUCCCAUUGGUUAACUUUAGUUAACUACAUUAGUAAACUAACAAUGAAAAAUGCUUCUAAAUCAUAUAUUAAUCUUAGUUCAUGUUCAUUUCAGCAUUUACUAAUAUAUUAUUAAAAUCAAAAGUAUCUGCUAAAAUUAUUUAAUGUACCUGAGCUAACAUUAUCUAACAAUGAACGGUUGUAUUUGUAUUAGCUAACAUUAUCAAAGAUAAAUAAACACUGUAAUAAUAAAUAUAUUAGGCAUUGCAUUAACCAAAGUUAACAAAUGGAACCUUAUUGUACAGUGUUACACUUUUCCUUUAUAUAUAGCACUACAGUACACUACUUAGAGCUCUUUGCUAAUUUAGCAUUUAGACUGACAGGACCCACUUGAAUACAUUUCGAAUACCAUUUAAAGCUGAAGUAUGUAAUUUCUGUGGCACUAGUUUAUUCAAAAGUUAUUGCAAAAUCCUGACUGUUUGUUCGGAUAGGUUCACACAAAUGACUUAUACCUUUGUUUCUGCAUAUUAAGAUCGGAUUUUAGUAUUGAAAAAAGACACUUCAGCUUUAAAAUGGCUUGAAUUUUAGAAGUUAAUUAGGACUGUUCUUAUACAUAUGGUCUUAUGAUACAGAUAUGUUAUAUUUCUAUGCAGCAAAAUACAAUUUAAAUAGAACAAACUAUGAAAUUCAUUAAUUGAUCUUGCGCUUCAGAUCAACCUUUGCUCACAAUACAGUAGAUCCCCUGUUACGACUUUUGUCUUCCAGAUAAAAUGUAUUCUUCCAUUAUGCUUCCAUUGCUUAGUAAUAUUCUUAAUAUUCUGCAUAAGGAUUGAACCCGACACCCCAGUAUGCUGUUUAGCAAACAGCUACACGAUCAUUCUGUUCAUUGUUUGAAAUGUAAUUUUAGAACUGAAUGUGAAGCAUAUGGUCAACAGAUCUGAGUGUAACUUUUUUUCAGGGUUGUAAUUGCAUAUUCUGUGCAUUUAGACUAUCAGCGUUACUUUUCUAUAAUGCCCCUUUGUCUGUUAAGUGUAUGUAGAAGUUGCGAAGUUGUGCAGUACAAGUUAGUUGAAACCAUUAUUUCAGCUGGCGUCUUAUUGCUAUGCAUUGACGUCCUCUGAAGUGAGUUUAUGCCUUAAAGAGAGGAGGAAGUCUCAACACCAUCAUUUAGUGGGAAAAGUUUUAAGUUUUUGUACCUCAUUUUAAAUUCAGUGAUAUUUAAAGACUUUUGUAGUGUAGAAUGUGUGUGAAUGUUUGUGAUUUUGCUAUUGAUUUAUGUAUUUUGUCAUCAGUAAUUGUAUUUAAAUGAUAAGAGGGGAGCUGUUCUUUAAAUUUUGUUGCUGUAAGAGAGUAUGUGAGCAAAUCAGCAUCUCAUUGUUUUAUUUUCAUAGUGGAUGGUGGAGGCCAGUGUACCUGGCUAUGAUGAAGGCAUUAUGUUUAUUACUGUAAACAUCUUAAGUGUUUUGUGACUCAUACUUGUGCAACAUGUGAAAUCUGAUUGCUGGUAACUAUUUUUUCUUUUUCUUUUGAAAUAUUAAGCCAUGGGUUUUAAGUUCAUCUUUUGUGCAAUGGAAGAAAAAAAACAUGAUCCAAAACUGAAA